Messenger RNA from Pseudovirgaria hyperparasitica, 1632 nucleotides. RefSeq names its product DNA repair protein rad10. Gene Ontology annotation, cellular component: nucleus; nucleotide-excision repair factor 1 complex; ERCC4-ERCC1 complex. The record is from RefSeq and is a predicted model, not a curated record. Gene Ontology annotation, molecular function: damaged DNA binding; single-stranded DNA binding. Bases 256 to 1335 code for a protein of 359 amino acids. The transcript is spliced from 2 exons. Gene Ontology annotation, biological process: nucleotide-excision repair; meiotic mismatch repair; UV-damage excision repair. NCBI's taxonomy places the organism in Eukaryota, Fungi, Ascomycota, Dothideomycetes, Acrospermales, Acrospermaceae.
CGGUCAAUGGCGAUGCUGCUAGAUGUUCUGCAGAUUGAUGAGUAUUGUGUAGAAGAAAGAAUGAGAAGUAUGAAGAAGGAAGAGAGAGAGAGAAAGAGAGAGCGAGAACUGAGUAGAGCAGCUUGUUAAUAAGGUGCCUGCGACGAUUGCGCAUCAAGUGCCCGCGUGCCCGCGUGCCCGCGAUAUUGUUAUUGAGCAAAAAUCAAACCACAGCCAUACCUUCACCUUUGCCUGGCUUCUCGGGACGACUGCAAAAUGACCGAUGAUGAUUUCGGAGGCGAUACUCAACUGAAUGAUGCCUUUGAAACUGCUCAACAGAAUGUUGAACGCAAUACCCGACGGUCUGAUCCAGAUGCACCAAAGGUACAGCAGCCGAAACCUCAAGCUCUACCAUCUCGUGCAGGACCAACCUCAAUUCUUGUUUCAACACGCCAAAAGGGCAAUCCGAUCCUCAAUAGCGUGAAGACGGUACCUUGGGAGUAUUCUGAUAUUCCGGCUGACUACGUGCUCGGCGCAACUACUUGCGCCCUUUUCCUAUCACUUAAGUACCACCGCUUACAUCCGGAAUACAUCUACAAUCGCAUUCAGAAAUUACGUGGCAUGUACAAUCUUCGAAUCUUGCUCACGAUGGUCGACAUACAGAACCAUGAGGAGCCUUUAAAAGAGCUAUCCAAAACAUCCUUGAUCAACAACGUUACUAUAAUUCUCUGCUGGAGUGCACAAGAGGCUGGGCGCUACCUAGAACUUUAUAAGACAUACGAGCAUGCCGCCCCUACGAGCAUCAAGGCACAUCAAUCUACCAAUUAUUCUGAUAAAUUGGUGGACUUCAUCACUGUUCCGCGCAGUAUUAACAAGACCGAUGCGAUCGGUUUAGUUUCUAACUUUGGAAGCUUAAGGACUGCAGUCAAUGCUCAGCCUGAGGAGGUCGCCCUCAUCGCUGGUUGGGGGGAAAAGAAAGUGCAACGAUGGUGCAACUCUGUCAGAGAGCCAUUUCGUGUCCGCAAAGCGGCUAAACGCAUCUACUCAACUGAGCAAACUCGCGCCUCACUCUCAAGAGAGCCGUCACAUCGAGACGGCGAAGGCCCCCCAGAGGCUGCUGCAGUGGGUCCAACGGUCUUGGAUGGACCAUUUGGAUCCGAAGAUAGUCAGCGCCCUGGAAAAACACAUGACAUCGCGGAAGAAGUGACUUCUGAGCAUCAGGAGAUUUUACAGAGCAAAGCCGAGUCUAUAGGUGAGACGUCUGCGACAGUCUCGAAUCCUGCAAUGACAAAGACUCAAGAGCAAGAUUUAAGCGAAGGUGUAAUGGCUGCACUAGCGAAACUACGGAAGUCCUGAACGUGUGCAUACUAAAAGGAGAACUUCUGGUAGUCCUUGUGGGCAGCGGCUCAUAGAAGCUGAGGUACCGAUGGCCUUUUAUCGAAGAUCCGAUCAUGAGUGGGUUCGAAAUAUAAUCUGCGAGGAAUGGAAAGCUGAUGCGCCAAAGAAGCUUUGGGUUAAAACAACUACAUAUGUGAAAUAUAUGUUCAUGGGCGAGCCAUAUUAGAUUUGAUGAGAGCUUUAAGUACUCUUAGCCUUUAUCCGCACCUUAGUGUCAUAGAAAGUAUCAUUAGAGUAUUAGAGUCCUCACUUUCU